GCACGCGCAGUUUGCGCCUGUCUCAGCUGUGCGGGAAGUGCUGAGGGAAGCGUCUGGGGUCGGGGGAGACCGUUGGGGUCAUGGCCACUCGCUGACGGGGUCCGUCGGCUGAAGAAGGGGGCGAGGCUGUUCCGCCGCACCUCCCCGGGCCUGAGGCCGGUCGGCCUGGCCCCCGGCCUUCCCUCUCCGUGCUGCCGCGGCACUGCCGGCUGAGGCGGGGAGAUGAGUUGGUUCAACGCCUCCCAGCUCUCCAGCUUCGCGAAGCAGGCCCUGUCCCAGGCCCAGAAGUCCAUCGACAGGGUCCUGGACAUCCAGGAAGAGGAGCCGAUCGCCUGGGCCGAGACCAUACCGUACGGAGAGCCGGGAAUAAGUCCUCCUGUCAGCGGAGGAUGGGAUACAUCAACCUGGGGGUUAAAGUCCAUCACUGAACCUCAGAGUCAACCAGUAGCCUCUCCAAAAGCAAUUACAAAGCCAGUUCGGAGAACUGUGGUAGAUGAAUCUGAAAAUUUCUUCAGUGCCUUUCUGUCUCCAGCAGAUGUUCAGACCAUUCAGAAGAGUCCAGUGGUAUCAAAACCGCCAGCAAAAUCACAACGGCCAGAAGAAGAAGUGAAAAACACCUUACAGGAAUCGUUGCACACUGGUCAGUCAAGAACAAGCGAAACAACGGAGUCAAAAGCAAAAGACCCUUCUCCGUGUGUGUCCGGGGAAGGUCUGGCAUUAGAUAGUCUGUCACCUAAAACUGAAGGCAGGCAUGAAGAAACUGUUAAUAAAGAAUCUGAUAUGCAGGUGUCAGUCAUGCCUCUGAAAGUAUCUGAAAAUGCAAUUAAUGUGAAAACAACCAGGGAAAACGUAUCUAAUAAUAUGUCUACAUCGAAUAUGUCUACGCAGUCUCUCACAACAGAAACAAAGGACAUGGCUUUGGAAGCUAAGGAGCAAAAACAUGAAGACAGACAGAGUGAUACACCUUCUCCUCCUGUCAGCACCUUCUCAUCAGGUACUUCUACCACCAGUGAUAUUGAAGUUUUAGAUCAUGAGAGCGUAAUAAGCGAGAGCUCAGCAAGUUCAAGACAAGAGACAACAGAUUCAAAAUCAAGUCUUCACUUGAUGCAAACAUCUUUUCAGCUUCUCUCAGCAUCUGCUUGUCCUGAGUAUAAUCGUUUAGAUGAUUUCCAAAAACUCACUGAGAGCUGUUGCUCAUCUGAUGCUUUUGAAAGAAUAGACUCCUUUAGUGUACAGUCAUUAGAUAGCCGUAGUGUGAGUGAAAUCAAUUCAGAUGAUGAAUUGUCAGGCAAAGGAUAUGCUUUAGUACCUAUUGUAGUUAACCCUUCAACUCCAAAGACUAAAAUAGUUGAAUCUGUUGAAGGAAAAUCUGAAGAAGCAAAUGAAACAUUAAUUAUACCCACUGAAGAAACAGAAAUGGAAGAAAGUGGACGAAGUGCAACUCCUGUUAACUGUGAACAGCCUGAUACCUUGGUUUCUUCACCAAUAAAUGAAGGACAUACUGUCUUAGACAAGGAGACCAAGCAGUGUGAAGCUGCUGAAAGUCAGCCAGAGGCACUUUCUGAGAAGGAAGAUGUUUGCAAGAAAGUUGAAUUUCUGAAUGAGAAACUGGAUAAAAGGGAGGCUCAGUUAUUAUCUCUUAGUAAAGAAAAAGCACUUCUAGAAGAAGCCUAUGAUAAUCUGAAAGAUGAAAUGUUCAGAGUGAAAGAAGAAAGCAUCAGCAUUUCUUCCUUGAAAGAUGAGUUUACUCAAAGGAUUGCAGAAGCAGAAAAGAAAGUUCAGCUAGCCUGCAAAGAGAGAGAUGCUGCUAAAAAGGAAAUCAAAAGUAUAAAAGAAGAACUUGCCACUAGAUUAAAUAGUAGUGAAACUGGAGACCUUUUGAAAGAGAAAGAUGAACAGAUCCGAGGAUUGAUGGAAGAAGGAGAAAAACUUUCAAAACAGCAACUGCAUAAUUCUAACAUCAUUAAGAAAUUAAGAGCUAAAGACAAAGAGAAUGAAAAUAUUAUUAUGAAGCUGAACAAAAAGAUAAAAGAGCUAGAAGAAGAAUUGCAGCAUUUAAAACAGGUCCUUGAUGGCAAAGAAGAGGUUGAGAAACAACAUAGAGAAAAUAUUAAAAAACUAAAUUCUGUGGUUGAACGCCAAGAGAAGGAUCUUGGCCGACUUCAAGCAGACAUGGAUGAACUUGAAGAAAAGAACCGAAGUAUACAGGCUGCUCUUGAUAGUGCAUACAAAGAACUUACUGAUCUCCACAAAGCCAAUGCCGCAAAGGAGAGUGAGGCACAGGAGGCUGCCCUGAGUCGUGAAAUGAAGGCUAAGGAAGAGCUGGCUGCCACCCUAGAGAAGGCCCAAGAGGCUGCCCGUCAGCAGCAAGAAACGUUAGCAAUUCAAGUGGGGGACCUACGGCUGGCACUACAACGUGCAGAACAAGCAGCUGCCAGAAAAGAGGAUUAUUUACGCCAUGAGAUCAGCGAACUCCAGCAGAGACUCCAGGAAGCAGAGAAUCGAAACCAAGAACUGAGUCAAAGUGUUUCGUCAACAACAAGACCAUUGCUUCGACAGAUAGAAAAUUUGCAAGCAACUCUAGGGUCUCAGACGUCAUCAUGGGAGAAGUUAGAGAAGAAUCUUUCUGAGAGGCUUGGUGAAUCCCAGACCUUGCUGGCAGCAGCAGUUGAAAGAGAACGUGCAGCUACAGAAGAACUCCUUGCCAACAAAAUUCAGAUGUCCUCCAUGGAGUCACAGAAUUCUCUCUUAAGACAGGAAAACAGUAGAUUUCAGGCCCACCUAGAGUCAGAGAAAAAUAAGCUAAGAAAACUGGAGGAUGAAAAUAAUAGGUACCAGGUUGAAUUAGAAAACCUAAAAGAUGAAUAUGUAAGAACACUUGAAGAGACAAAGAAAGAAAAGACACUAUUGAACAGUCAGUUAGAAAUGGAGAAAAUGAAAGUCGAACAAGAAAGGAAGAAAGCAAUCUUCACUCAAGAAGCAAUGAAAGAGAAGGAAAGGAAGCCAUUUUCUCUCUCUAGCACUCCCACAAUUUCACGCUCAAGCUCUGUAAGUGGAGUCGACAUGGCAGGACUACAAACAUCUUUUCUAUCUCAGGAUGAGCCUCAUGAUCACUCAUUUGGGCCAAUGUCUGUCUCAGCAAAUGGAAGCAAUCUUUAUGAUGCUGUAAGGAUGGGAGCAGGGUCAAGCAUUAUUGAAAAUCUACAGUCUCAGCUAAAGCUAAGGGAAGGAGAAAUUACUCAUUUACAGGUAGAAAUUGGCAGUCUAGAAAAAACACGUUCAAUAAUGGCUGAAGAGCUAGUUAAAUUAACAAAUCAAAAUGAUGACCUUGAAGAGAAAGUAAAGGAAGUACCCAAACUUAGAACUCAGCUAAGAGAUUUGGAUCAGAGGUACAACACCAUUCUGCAGAUGUAUGGGGAAAAAGCCGAAGAAGCCGAAGAACUCCGAUUAGAUCUUGAAGAUGUAAAAAAUAUGUAUAAGACCCAAAUAGACGAACUUCUACGACAAAGGCUCAGUUAACUUCUAAAAAUUACAUUCCCGUCAAUCUGAAUGUAAAAAACAUUUCGUAUUUACAUGCAGACUUCCAAUAAAUUCUUUUAUAGAAUUAGAGAAUGGAAUUUACUGUAGAGUUCAAAAAUUGAAAAAAACUGUUUUAUAGUAUAUAGUAAUAUUCGCAGUUAAAUUAUUUUGUGCAAUAUUUGAACUUUAUUUUUUGGAACUAUUCUUUAAAGAUUUAUUUUUUAAAUCAUCCUUUUUUUUUGUUUGCCUUGAAUACUACAGAGAUUUAUUACUUUAUCAUCCUACAAUAUUAUUAGGGGAGGAGAGUAGUGUUCAUAUAUUGUAUUGUAGAUGUAUAAUCUAAUUGUAUUUAAUUUAUAUGUGUUUGUAUAUAUUAAGAACAUUUAAAGUGUGAUAUUAACGUAUUGAAACUUUGAAAUCUUUCACACUUAAAUCUUCAACAUACCUAAUUACUACUCAUGGAAACAGACAUUAGUGUUCUAGUAAAAUUAAACCUGUGGUUAUUAAAUAUUGAACUAAUUUUUUUUUCUUUUAGAGUAGAAGUCACACUGACACUGUCUGAAGCUUAAAGGGUGAAUAAUGUAAACUUUUAAAACUUUUGUGGUCUGAAAAUUUAUUUCACCCAGAUUCCAUAAAUAAGUCUGCACAAAUUUUGGUAUCUAUCUGGAGAAAGCUAUAGCUAUUCAGAGUUGUCUAGGCAUGAGUGAAGAGUGAGAAAAAUUUACUUAUUAUGAUUUUGUGAUGGUAUCAGUAACAUUUAAGUGAUUUUGAAGAGGUGUUGUUUUAGUACCCUAAAAAAUAAAUUUAAAGUAAUAAAGUUAACAUAAUUUUCUCUUCAAAAAUGAAUUGUUCACAAUUUGUAAAGCCUUAUUUUUGGUACAUUAAAAAUGAAUGUUUGAUAUUACAGAAUAACAAAAUUAAGAAAUUAUAGGGGUUAAUUUAAAUAUGGCAUUUUGCAAUUCUGUGUAAUUUAUUGUUUCUUUUUUUUUGGAACCUUUAAACACAAAAAUAGUGUGGAAUAGCUUUAAAAAAUACCUAUGCCUUCUUCCAAAUGUUAUUUUGUUCAAAAGUUAACCGUGCCGUGUUUUAGACUUAUGAAUAUUUUGAUACAUUUUUUUUUACUGAAAGUCAUUUAGCUGCUUUUACUUGCAAAUAAAAACGCUAAUUUUUAGUUAAAUUUAGUUAAAUUUUAAACAGUAGAACUUUGGAAUAUAGCUAAAAGCAAGCUGUGUUGAAUUUGGAAUGCUUUUCAGAGCAAUUCAAGUGACCUAAUUUUUGUUAUUUUUUGUAUUCCAAACAGUAUUUCUGUCACUGGAUCUCUGCUUUGUUGCAGUAAUAAGUACUUGUUUGAUGUGAGCUAAAUUCACAAAAUUAAUUGUAUUUUAGUGGUGAAAAGCAAUGUAAGAGUUUUUUGUCAGCUUGAUUUUUUUUUUUAUUCAGGGGAGACAGGGAAUAACAAGACUGAUAGCAAUAAGAAAUGUACAGAAUUAGAAAAUAUAGGAAACUUAAGUUGCAAAAUUUUGUUAAGCAUUUGAAGCUAGAAGUUUAGGAAUUAUGAAAUUGUUCUUUUAAAAUAUCCAUUAGUGGAAAAGAAAGAAAACAGUUGAGAAAGAUUGAAGUAAAGCUCCUAUACUUUUUAAUUUCAUAAUAUUAAACAUUCUCUUUUCUUGGUCCUCAUAUACAUUAAUAAAAUCAAUUUCAAAUUUUAAGAUGUUUUCAAUUUAUUUAAAAAUAAUAAACAACUGAGAACAGCUAUAAAUCUCUGGCUGUAUAUUACCAUAAUUGGUUCUCUGUUUCCAAAUUUAAUAGCUGUCAUGCUGAUCUUAUUUUAUUAUAUGAUUAGUUCUCUCAAUAUCUUUAUAGUGGAGAAGGUAUGUUGAAUCAGUUUCUUGAAAACCUGUUGAGUGGCAGAAUACCUAUUGAAUACUGGUUGCUGUAUUCUGCUGUUUGUCUCUAAAACCUAUUUCACAUUCUCAUAAAAUAAUAUUUAUAUUUUAAUGGAUAAGAAAAAAGUUCUUAAUCAUAUGUUUCCAUUCUUGAAAGAGAACAGAAAGAUACUAUUAAUUGUAACAAUUUCAAAAAUAAAACAAGAGAGUAAAAGAGGUGUGAACGUUGUUGUUUUCCAUAUAGACAACUAAGCAGAGAUUUUAGGUGUCCUUCCAACUCCUGGGGAGCUAACUAGAGACUACCAUUUCUUUAUUUUCCUUGGCCUCUUUAUUGAGAACUUGUAGUUGUACAAUGUUUAGCAUAUGGGAGUGUAUCACAUGUAUCUAUAUUGUGAUUUAACAUAUUCUAAAUAGGGGUAAUUUUUGACCUAGGGAAAUACACAUGAGAGUUUGUAGUUAAAUAAGUAAAAAGAAUGUUCAAGAAAAUUUUGUUCUCAUGAUCUCUCAAUUGACAUUAGAUUUCUUAAUUGAAAGUUUUAUUCAAAUGCUUACUAAAAGCAUAUGAUUUAUAGUAUUUAGAUAAUAGCCACAAGAAAAAAGAGAAUGACUGCAGAUAUCCUUAUUUUGUUUUAUUACCAUUUGUCUAGUAUAUAUACAUUUAUGUUCUUAUGUAUCAUAAUUUUUCAUUUUCAUUUAAAAAUUAACCUAAUUUCUUCUAUUCAGUUUUAAGCUAUAACAACUUUAAUUUCAUGUUUUGUAAAGGGCUAAAUGUAUGAUUUUAAUUACAGAUUUAUAUUAUUUUAUUUCUAAAUGAAAGAUAAUGUAAAGAGCAUGGAUUUGAUUUAAAUAAAGAUUUUAAAAUAACAA
Molecule: messenger RNA, 6272 nt
Organism: Manis pentadactyla (Chinese pangolin)
Lineage: Eukaryota; Metazoa; Chordata; Mammalia; Pholidota; Manidae
Gene: TMF1
Product: TATA element modulatory factor 1
Exons: 17
Coding region: 223-3519 (1098 amino acids)
Cellular component (GO): Golgi apparatus; endoplasmic reticulum
Source: RefSeq, a predicted model, not a curated record